Gadus macrocephalus (Pacific cod) is the source of this 11302-nucleotide messenger RNA. It is a transcript of the gene sfpq, whose product is annotated as splicing factor proline/glutamine-rich. The transcript is spliced from 13 exons. Gene Ontology annotation, biological process: regulation of DNA-templated transcription. Gene Ontology annotation, cellular component: nucleus. Bases 221 to 2299 code for a protein of 692 amino acids. Lineage: Eukaryota; Metazoa; Chordata; Actinopteri; Gadiformes; Gadidae. The record is from RefSeq and is a predicted model, not a curated record. Gene Ontology annotation, molecular function: RNA binding.
AUCCACGCCCCUUCUCCACGGCCGACCACUGGGAAGACGCGAGGCGGAUCCUUCUUUCUGGUCGCCAAGCGAAGUCCCGUCCAUCAUUGAGCUGCGCCAUUUUGAGCGAGCAGUCCACCUACGUAUCUAGGUCUGCAGAGAAACAGCGUCGAUUGCUCAUACGUACUUCUUUGUAUUUAGCGUUUUAAUUUCAACCGUUCGAUCGUCCAAGACAUCGAAAAUGUCUCGGGAUAGAUUUAACAGGAAUAACGGCGGUGGAAUGAACAAUUUUCAGCCACGUAGGGGUGGCGGCCCUGGUGGCCCGAUGCGAGGCGGACUGAUGGGGAACCCACAUUUCAGGAAUCACCCUUUCGGGAACCAGAACCAGAAUCAGAACCGAGGCGGACACAUGGGUAACAAUCUCAACAAGCCGCCGAACGGUAACCAGGGACCACCAAAGCCGCAGACGCCUCAAUCCACGCCGGCUAUCCUUCCUCCGUCACCAGGCCCUGCUCUAACAAUGAAAGGCCCUAUACAACAGCAGAAGGAGCAGCAGCAGAAAGAACAACAGCUGAAGGAGCAGCAACAGAAAACCCCUACCACCCCCGUACCCCAGCCGAAGAUCACGACACCUACUCCGAACCCCACUAUUACUGCGACUCCACCGAAACCGAAUAUUUCAUCACCUGCCCCGAAACCGAACCUCUCAUCGCCUCCUCCAAAACCGAAUCUAACAUCGCCUCCCCCAAAACCGAAUCUAGCAUCGCCGCCACCAAAGCCGAAUCUAGCAUCGCCGCCACCAAAACCGAAUUUCUCACCGCCCCCACCAAAACCGAAUUUCUCAUCGCCUCCACCAAACCAGGGAAACCAGGGAAACCGAAAUAUGAACCAGAACAAUAGAAACAUGAACCAGCAGCACCAGAAACCGCAGAUGACCAAUGUAAACGGCCAGCAGCAAAGGCAGAUGGGCCACCAAGGCCACAAGCAGUCUCCACAGAUGAACAAACCAAGGCCCCAGCAGCAGGCCUACAGACCAGAGGGGGGAGGAGAAGGUCCUACGGAACUCAAAGCAACCUUUUCGUUGCUUCUCAAACCCGGUGAGAAGACCUACACCCAGCGAUGCCGUCUGUUCAUUGGUAACCUGCCCAACGAUAUCAGCGAUGAGGAGUUCAAGAAACUGUUUGCCAAGUAUGGAGAGCCAAGCGAAGUCUUUAUUAACAAGAACAAAGGCUUUGGAUUCAUUCGAUUGGAGUCGAGAGCGCUGGCAGAGAUUGCUAAAGCCGAACUGGACGACACGCCCAUGAAAGGCAGGCCACUGCGUGUGCGAUUCGCCACACACUCUGCGGCCCUCUCAAUCAAAAACCUUUCGCCCUUCGUCUCCAAUGAGCUCCUGGAAGAGGCCUUCUCCCAGUUUGGCAUGGUGGAGAGGGCGGUCGUCAUUGUUGGCGACCGUGGUAAUUCCACAUGCAAGGGACUCGUCGAGUUUGCCUCCAAGCAUGCUGCCCGGAAGGCCCUUGACCGCUGCAAUGAAGGAGUGUUCCUGCUCACUAGUUCGCCGCGGCCAGUGGUUGUCGAGCCCCUGGAACAGUACGAUGACGAAGAUGGCCUCCCAGAGAAGCUGGCCCAGAAGAACCCCAGAUACCAAAAGGAGCGCGAGGAGCCACCCCGCUUCGCCCGGCCGGGGACCUUUGAGUUUGAGUACUCCAAGCGCUGGAAGUCCCUGGACGAGAUGGAGAAGCAGCAGAGGAAGCAGGUGGAGGUGAACAUGCGUGAGGCCCGCGAGAAGCUGGAGAGUGAGAUGGAUGACGCCUUCCACGAGCACCAAGCAACCAUGCUCCGCCAAGACCUGCUGAGGCGACAGGAGGAGCUGCGGCGGAUGGAGGAGAUGCACAGCCAGGAGAUGCUCAAGAGGAAGGAGAUGCAGCUCAGGCAGGAGGAAGAACGUCGCCGGCGAGAGGAGGAGAUGAUCCAUAAGAGGGAGGUGGAGGAGCAGAUGAGGCGCCAGCGUGAGGAGAAGUACAGGGGCGUGGGCAACUUCAUGGAAAGCAGGGAUCGUGAUAUGAGAAUGAAUCAAGGUGGAGCCAUGGGCCUGGCUGACAUGCCUUUUGGCUCUCCAAACCAGAAGUUCCCCAUGGGUGGACUGGGCUUUGAGGGACAGCAGGGUGGGAUGGGAGGACCCUCUCCUGGAGGCAUGAUGCCCAACGAAAUGCGCAAUGAGCGCUUCCCCCAGGGAGGUCCAAGGGGGAUGGGUCCUGGUAACCCUGGGUUUGGUAGGGGCCGCGAAGAGUUUGAUGGACCUGCCAAGAAGCCACGCUUUUAAACGCUGGCCCUGGCAGCCAUUUUGCCAGCAGCGGUUGCCCUCUUUGUGUAGUUCCUCUUAGGGCAAACCUUGUUGAGUCAUAAAUGUUGUAUUCAAGUUUCCAAGUGAUUGUGCAUUUUUAGCCCCAGAGACUCGAGUCAUUUUAUGGCACCUAACGAAAUUUCUUUCCUUUUUAUUUUAUUUUAUUUUUGUAUUUGGAGUAGACCAGUAGGGACCACGUAACCGUGGUCCACUAAAGGGUACCUAAUAUGACCCAUUUAUCAUUUCUUUCUUUAUACAGUUGUCUCAUAUUCUUUUAGUGGUCGUCAUGUAACAAUUGUAAUUUUCUCAACUUUCUAUCUAUGGCUGUGUUUUUGUGCCAACCAUUUGAAGUAAAAGCAUGUAUUACAAUAAAGACAAAUAUUGGUUCCAUCACAGGAAAAAGUCUUUAGAAUUGUUUUCUUAAAACAAGAUGAAAUAUCCACACCAUGAGCAUCCGUUUCCAGUAGUUUCAAAUACAAAAAAUGCCAGGGUGGUCACAAGUCUGAAGGAGAGGAUAACUUACUUACUUACAUGUAUUUAAAUUUUCAAAGACUUCGUCCAGGCAUUGAAAAUUAGUUUCUGGUUGGAUAACUAAGAAUUAUUCUAACAUGCAUUAUUUACAGUUACUGGUUCAAGCAGCUGUACUUAGUGAUCUUAACUUUUAAGAAGUAAGAUCAAUGCAGCUAGUUGACAUGUAAUGUAUUUUGUAGUUUUUGUUUUUGUUCUAUCAUGAGGGCCUGUCUAUACAAAACCAGGACCUGUUUUUGAGAUCUGAGAUUUGAUCUUGAUUAAUUUGGGGUGUAUCCCCUUCCAAAAUAACUUUUCUAUGUCUCAAAAUAUCCCCAAAAAACUUUUACAUUGGUUUGGGUCAAUAUUGCAUUGAACAUGUAUCCAAAGAACACUAUCUCUUAAGGAACAAAUUAUGGCAGCCCAAUUUGCUGAUAUUCAGAGUAUUCUCCCUGAUCGUUGCACCAGUCAAUGUGUCAAGCUUCUCUUAUACUCUUAUUUUAAGUUGGUUAAUGCUAUAUGUAUUUUAUAAACGAAUGCCAUUAAUUUACCUUAAUUCAUAAGACUGGAAAACACCAGUGCAAGGUUUGUCAUUUCCUUUGGCAAUCCAAUAUUUCUUAGGUGUGUUACUGAAUUAAUCGUUUCCAUUACUAUUUAUUUCCAAUCUGCUUGAAAGAAUGCAAGCGUCCCAAUAGAUCCAUCUAGUAUUCAGCUCCAUAAGGAAGCAUCACAUGUGCCCAAGUAAUGCCUUUAUUUUAGCCAAGACAAGAUUGUGUUUACAUUUUACACUCAAACAAAGAAGGUAUGCCAACAGCUGCCCUUACCUGAAAAAUAAAUGUCUAAAUUCAUCAUUGAGCCUCGAAUGCUUGUCUCCAAAAUGAUGUCCUCCUCAUCCGCAAUAAGUAGCCAAGUUUUAAGUGAAGUUCUUGGAAAAUUGUAGGUCAUAGCGUACAAGUAGCUAUUGUGAUUUGUUAUUUGCUCAGCAUUGUGUUGCUGUUUAUUUAAUUGAUAACGCAUCCACUGUAGAGCUGUAUGUAGAUAUAAAGGGCUCAAUCUAAGGUUACUUAAACAGAACGGUUCUUAUUUUCUUGAUAAUACAUUAAUUAAAAUAUUUAAUUUCUCCCAAGUACCUUCUGUUGGAUAUCACUAAAUGCUACACACUGUACUUGUAAGGCAACUGGAUUGGACAAUCCAAGCAUUCCUGAUGGGUCCUGACAAAGAAUAAUUGUCGUUUCAAAAAAUGGCAAAAGUAUUUCAGAAAUCAAGUUGUAACUGCUUUCUAACUGGCUGCCUGCUUUGACUUUGGUGAAAUAUCCACUGUCAAUCAGGCAAAAUUAUACCUUAUGGUCAAGCACUAAAACAUUGCAAACAUAUUAUUGCAAGUAACUCCCUAUGAGAGUUGGUUUGUGACUUCAAAUCGACCUUGUGCUUAUUCUCUUAAGCUUACGCUUUCUAUAGGUAUGUGAACUGAAUUCAAGUCUUGAGAUUGAUCCGGUUAGCAGGAUCUCUCGGGUUUGUGCUUUACAAAUAUUGGAGCAUUGUGAUCAUGCCCAAUAAAUUAAGCAGAGUAAUUUUCUUACCACCUUGUUCAUUUUUCUCUGUAAAUUAUUAAACAGAAUUCUUCAAUACUUGAUACAUUUAUUGUAAGAAGACUUCAUUAUAAGCACUUAUUAACUUAGAUAUUGAAUAAUUCUUAAGCUCAAUGAUGUUGAACGUAGUAUCAAAAUAUGCAAUUAAAAAAAAAAGUUAUGUUUUUAUAUCAUACAAUCUUUUCAUAUGUAUCAUUGGAAGAAUCGUAAAUCGUACGAGAUAUGAGUAUACUUAAAAUUGUAAUUAGUUAAUUCUGGGCACGGUACAAAUAUGUAUCUGUUAUACGGAUUAGUGGAUAAAUAUCUUGGUGAGAAAAUGGAGUGCCAUAUUAAUAAACGUGCCAUUUUAAGAAUGGCAUGUUACCAAGUACUAUUUUGCUAGAGAUGCACUAGCUCGAAGCAUCAACUAUUUGCCUGAAAAGUUACUAGAACAACGGCACUUUCAAUAGAAGAGAACAAAUAUAUAUUUAGCACUAUACUAUGCGCUACAAUCAGAAUUUUAAACGAUUGGAACAGUAAAAUCUUGAAGUUAAUCCUGAGUUGAUAACUAUAUAUAUGAAACCGCAAAUUUGAACUCCCAAGUUCGAAUAUAAGGAAACGUUCUCCUGGAUAAUUGUUUGUGUCAGAAUAAGACAUGCUCCACUUAUGAUAAAACAGCCACCCAGAAGAACAUAUCCAUCGAGAAGAUCAACCUUUUGUAUAGAACCUAACCCAACCAUGGAGGACCACACCAAUUGGCUGUAGGUUAAGCUAAAAAUAUGAUUGGAAAAUUGGAAAUAAAUUGUGAAUUUUAACAUGUCAUGUUAUGUAUAUGCUUUGGUGUUAUUCACAUUCUUUCUUUUAACAGGUUUGAUCAUCUUAAAAGUGGACAAUGAAAAGCAAGUGACCAGAACGAGUCUUAAUUGCUAACUUUAGUCCUGCCUUUUAAAAGGUGGAAAAAAAAUGUGAAAGACAAUGUUAUCUCCCUAUUGACAUAUGCAUGUCUAGUUUAUAUAGCCUAUAUAUAUUUUUGAUUUUUGCAGAAAAGGAAAACUUUGUUUUAAUAAGUAACUGCUUUAUUUAACACAAUUUACAUAAAUCUAAUUGACAAAUCUAAUUUAAUCUGCAUUAACAAAAUUAAAUUGUUCGUUAAUAAAAAAAACUCCUUAUAACGGGCAAGUAAUAACCUAAGAGCCCCCAGAUAAAAAAUAGUUUUUCCUUUUCUGGCAUCCACCGUGUGCCUUAAUUUGAACUUAAAUUAGUUGUCUUUCCAAUUACAGCACUAACAUUGGUGCGGCCAUUAGAGCCUGACCGAUACUGUAUUUUAGGGUCCGACAAAUAUUAUCAAGUCAAAAAUGACUGAUAUAUCGGCCGAUAUUCAAAAAUAUCGAUAUGCCUGUUUUUUAAAAAUAAAUAAAUAUAUAUAUAUAUAUUGUGGUAUCCUUGUGGUAGCGCUGCUCCUUGGGAUUUGCUGCUCACCCGCCAGCAAUUAUUUCGGCCACAGCAACAUCGCAUUACAAUCAUGAGCUAAAGGAACCAAUUAAAUGUGUGGGGAGGAGCUACUAAAUUUCCCACAGAACAUGACAAACUGUUAAUGUUGGGAGUGUUAACGUGGAUGUACUCAGUUCGUGUUUUGAGAUUCAGCCAACACAGGAGGAUUUAUAAAGAAGGAAUUUCAUUUAUAUAUCGACGCAAUUUCUGUAAAAGAAAUCGAGAUUUUAUUUCUAGCCUUGUUAAGCCAAUAUUGGGUAAAGAAAUCGACCAAGCGAUAUAUUGGUAGGGCUCUAAUUGUCACCCAUUGCACAGCCCAAACACAGAACUAGAGCGUAAUAUCGUAUCUUUCGACAUGUCUUUCUUUCUCACUGUUCAACACUGCCAUGUGUGUCGUCUAGUGUGUCCCGGCCACACCAGACGCAAUGUCCCUCGCCUGCCAUCGCCUUCCAUCCCCCUGCCCCUCUCUAGUCCAGCUAAUGGGAGUAUGCAACGGUUUCAAUGGAAGUGCUUGAAACCAGAAAAAAUAUAUUUAACCUGGCAAUGCGUCGGUUUGGUCCUGGCCAGCUUUACAAUGAAGCUCUGCCGUCAUCAAGUCUGACACGGACCAAGAGCGGAUCUGUUGACUUUCUCCAUACAGCACCUUGAUAUUGUAGUUUUUCUUUUUCGAGUUUUAUUCAAAUGUUAAAAUAAAUUUCACCUUUUUAUAGAAAACGAGGCAGCCAUGAGUGGUGCUGUAAAAGCCGCAUGAUGGUGGAGCGCCACUAUUAAAUUCUUCAGGGAGAAUCCUGAUACGAUUUUAGAUCAUCGACUGGUAAUAAGCCUGUGAUUUACCGUGUUUCUCGUGCGCUGAUACCGAAAAUUCUCGAACCAGAAUAUCAACGGCGAACCGAUACAUCGCUUGGCCCCUAAUCAUUUUCUUAUCCUCAGCUUGUUGUAAAAUUCGAUCAUUUGAGCUGUAAAAUAAUGUUGAAAAUAUAAUAGUGCUGUUUUCUUUGUAUGACUGCUUGUACUUCUUCUUUCCAUUGGGGUGGGGGUUGAAAUUGGGGGGAUAUCCCUCCAUUCCUGUGAACCCUUGCUGAAAUGGAUCUGGUCCACUGCAUUGUUGUGGUUGGGGCAGUUGUUUGGUAUGGUUGUAAUAUUGUUUGCCUUUUAGGUCUCUUCCAGCCUAGUAACCACGUUCUUGAUAUAGCCCUGGAUGCUCCUCUUCCAUCAACAUUUGGGGUCCAUGGUUUCUCUAUGGAUCCAAGCUUAUGAACAUUUACGAUACAUAUAGGGCAUUUAACGUACGCUUUCAUCCAAAGCGAAUUACAACAGUUUAUACACAGUGAUGGGGGACUCAACCAUUCAAGGCUUGAGCAUCAAGGGUUAGGUGUCUUGCUCAGGCACACGAUAGCUUCACUAUUCGAGGCAAUUUGUUACCAAUUGAAGAACAAAAUCUUAGCUUUAGCGUACAAUCAGAUGCUCUCAUAUAUAAAUCAUUCAUUGAAGAAACACAAUAUAUAGCUUAAUCGAUGCUCACAUGAGUAGGUUACCUGUUUUAGACUGCAUACCUUGGAUGUAUAUCUCCUCACUGGAAAGUUCAGCAAUAGAAGUUCUCAGUGCUUGAGCUGGUGUCAUAUGCAGGAAUUUAGACCGUGUCUGUCUGGGAAAUGGCGUGUUAUCUGGCUGACUGGUCUGGCUUGCCAAAUAUUGAGUAAGAAUAAAAUCAAGGUGUAGUUUCCUAGUCUUUAGUUUCAAACAUACCACAGAGCCCAGGCGCUUUGUUCAUUACGUAACAUUUUUCAGCUCAAAUUCAAAGCGAUUUAAAAUAACUGUAUUCAACCAUUAAGAUACAAGAAUCAUUCGAGUACAUACAAUUCAUAAAAUAAGCCAUGUGGCACAUUUUAGAAACGAAAUAUAGAUUGUUUUUAAGAGAUUAAUGCAUUGGCCAAUAGCCAGAUGGGAUUUUAUUGAGCGGCAGAUUUAGCACCCUGGUAGUGGGGGAGAAGGAAGCCUUUUGCGAAGCGGCCGGGCUGGGGGUGUAAUCUUUGACCAUGUUCUGGAUGAAGGAUGAGCCUUUCGCAGCACGGUUGGUAAGUACCAGUGACUUGAAUCGUAUUCAAGGAGCCCCAAGGGAAGGGUGCGGAGGAGCGGUGUAGUGUGGGAGAACUCGGGUAGGCGGAAGACCAGCUGGGCUGCUGCCUUCUGGAUGAGCUGCAGAAGUUGAAUGGCAGACCAGACAGAAGGGAGUUGCAGUAGUCCAGACCCGAGAUGACGCUAGCCUGGACGAAAACCUGCGUGGCCUUCUGGGUGAGGAAAGGACGUAUCCUCCAGAAGUUGUGGAGCAUAAAUCUGCCGGAGCAGGUUGCAGCAAAGGACAUCUGGUAAUCCAGUGUCACACCCAGGUUCAGUUUGAGCCACACACAACAGUUCUGUACCGUAGAGUUCUCUACAUGGAUGGAGAAGUCGUUGAUGGGAGAUGCCUUCCCUGAAACGAAAAGCAUCGAUCUCGUUCAGACUGAGCGUCAAGUGGUGUUUCGAAAAUCCACGAGAUGUCGGCUAGACACUCGGAUUUAAAGCUGGCACCUGGUUUCAUCUGUCCUCUGCAUAGCUGUGGUAGGAAGUGCCAUGAGAGUGAAUCCCAGAACCCAGUCACUUGGUAUAUAGAGAGAAGAUGAUGGGACCCAGAAUAGAAUCCUGAGGCUUGUUGGGCUACACGGUUCAGAUUCUUUCAUGUGAGAAGGCAGAGUGCAGAGCCUGAGACCCCCAGUCUGGUGCUUUUCUAGCAGUGUGGAGUUUAUCUGAAUGCAAGGAGGGCCGCCUCCAUUGAAAGGGUUUAUUGGUGAUGGUUAAAGAGUUGGGUAAAGACGUCACACAAGUGUUUUCGAAAUCAAUGGAUGGAGAGAGACAAGUCUGUAAUUCUUAACAUCAGAUGGGUUUGGUGUGGGUUAAUUUUUAUGGAGGGUUCACUGCUGUACGAUUUUUCGGAUAACAACCAGUUAUCAAAGAGGUAUUGAUGAGAUGGGUAAAGAAAAAAAGGAUGGUAGCCAUACACUGAAGGUAGUUUGUGGAUAGGGUUGAGAUGGCAGUUGGUAUGAAUUGACCACGGGUGGAGCUCAAAGGGAUAGUGCUAGAAAGAAAAAAUUAGUGCUGAAGAGGUGGAGAGGACAGGUGUUGGAUGAAAUUUGUAAUUUUUUUAAGAUGGGGUAACAAAAUUCCUCUGGAGGAGUGAAAUGAGGGAGCGGGUGGAUGAAGGAGGAGAAAUAAGAUGGACAUAACGAUUUUGGGGGUUGGAUUUGGUAGUUAGAAUUUUAGAUUGUAAGAAAGAGCUUUUAGCUGCAGAUAAGAUGGUAGAAAAGAGGAGCGAAGAGAAUAAUAAGCAAGAACAUUGUCAGGGGGCUUGGAUUUGCACCUUGUCUCUCAGCCACGUGUAAUGGCCCCGUCAGCACUCUGCUUGCUUGUGCCUGCCAGUUGGAUUAGGGUAGAGAAGAGAGAAUAAUGUCCAUGGAAGAGAUGCGAAAGGCAUGAGUGAGAAGGAGUCAUUUGAGAGGAGAGCUGAUAGGAUAUAUGAAGCGAGAGAGGGGGGGAGAGUUGCUGCGUACAGUGAAAGAAUGUGUAGAAGCGGGAGGUGGUUCGACAUUUGGAGAGGUGAAAGUGAUAUGAAGAGGCAAUGCAGAAAGGUCAGUGGCAGAGCCAUUCCUUGUGGUAGUUUGACCAGCUCUCUGCGUUGUGGGGGGGGAGGGAUUGAUGGAAGAGAACAACUACUGAGAUGAUAACUUGUGUCUGGAUGUUGAAAUCACCGAGAAGCACCAGCGGGGGGCCCUCUUCGGGGAUGUUCGGUAGGAGGACGUCUAAUUCCCAUGGAGGACCCGGUGAGCGAUAGAGAUCAGCAAUGUAUAAUUUCACCUGGUAAGUUACAGACACGGACUGAAAUUCGAAAGGCGUUGAAGGUGUAAAGAGAAAUCUUUUAUUAGUUGGGUUAUUGGAAGAUACCUAAGGAACCAGCCCCAUGGGGAACAGGUUUCUAAAGGGAAUGUAGGCGAUUCAAGAGAAAAUGUAAACCAAUCAGCAUCUGCUUUGCCAAUGGCCGGCCGCAUUCGUUCUGAUGCUGAUUGGCUGCCUUGCUCCAUCGGUGUCCCUGGCCAGCAUGAAACUGGCAGGGCAGGUUUGACAGAACUAAAUCUGCACGUGAAAGUAGUCCUUUGUUUUAGCUUCCCUUGGACGAGUUUCCGCUCAAAGUUAAUCAUAUUCCUUUGAUUGAUUCCAGAGAGGACACAGUACAGCAGGUUAUACUUUGAGUGAGGAAAGGCAUUUGAUACUUAAUAAUAUACAUAUAAAUGCAUUAUUCUUUAAGGGCACACAGAACAAGUUAAUUACAAGAUGGGGGAUGUUUUUUUCUUUUUGUAUUGAUAUAACAUUGCCUAUAUUUAAUGAUGAAAGGCCAGUAAAUCAAUGAAAGGUCAGCUUUAGCAAACAAAAACAUGUCCUGCAUCAAGCCAGCAGUGACUCGAUUGGAGAGUAGAUAUUCAUGGCGCCACAGAAACCCACAGCAAUAUAUAUCCUAUUCAAGUAGCCCCACGUUCAGCGUGCAGUAUCUGGACAUCUUCAGUCAUCGAUCCAUUAUAUUUAUAGACCUGUCUUUUGUACCCAUAAUCAGCUGUGUUUGUCGUUUGGGUUCCAUGUAACCUCCAUCUCCAAUUCCAGCACUGUUCUCCUGAAUGACCUCCACUUGUCUCUUAUCUUCCAGUUAAAGCCAUCAUCGAUCAUGAGACCAAGAACGGUAUUCCUGUAAUCGUAUUAUGAGCGUCUUCUCCCAGGGGGGGAGCCCUCUCCAUUUAGACUGCCCAGAUGUGUCGGCAGCAGUUGGCUGGUGCUUUGUCACUGAGCUACAGGCUACCACUCCAAAAGACCUUCCCACAGGCGGCAAGCAGCAGCGGCAACAAGAACACGCAUCCUGCAGUGCCUCAGAGAGACGGACCUGAUGGUGUCGGAGCAGGCUGGAGCACCAACGUACAAGAAGCUGAAGAGCAUUGGGAAUCACGACUAGAUCUCCUUCAGAACCAACCAUGGGUUCGUCGACAGCUGCUGUCCACAGGAGAUGGCGGCUGUAAAGGAUUAUUUUGAGAAGCGGUUGCCUUGACUCUCUCUCUCUCUCUCUCUCGCUCUCGCUCUCGCUCUCUCUGUCUCUGUCUCUGUCUCUGUCUCUGUCUCUGUCUCUGUCUCUGUCUCUGUCUCUCUCUCUCUCUCUCUCUCUCUCUCUCUCUCUCUCUCUGGAGUUAUGACCCUUGCACAGAAGAAUAUUAAUAUGGGAUGUCUCAUUGCAUCUACAAUUCCGGUACUAAAACCUAAUUUUAAAUCAAAUCUAAAAUAGGACAUAUCUGUAUUUUGAUUGUGGAGGAAAAAUAAAAUGAGGCCAAUUUCAUUGGUUCAAUUA